ACCAUCUACUUCAAAAGUUUACUUGUUAAGUUCCUCCAUCAGAUUAUUCACUUAAGCCAUCAUCAUGGGUGUCUUCACUUAUGAAUCUGAGUUUACAUCUGUCAUCCCACCAGCCAGGUUGUUCAAGGCCUUCAUUCUCGACGCCGACAACCUCAUCCCCAAGAUCGCUCCCCAGGCAGUUAAGAGCACUGAAAUUCUUCAAGGAGAUGGAGGUGUCGGAACCAUCAAGAAGAUCAACCUCGGAGAAGGAAGUGAAUACAGCUACGUGAAGCAUCAGAUCGACGGCAUUGACAAGGACAACUUUGUGUACAAGUACAGCAUGAUCGAAGGAGAUGCUAUCUCAGACAAGAUUGAGAAGAUCUCCUACGAGACUAAGUUGGUUGCAUCAUCCGACGGAGGCUCCGUCAUUAAGAGCACCAGCUGCUACCACACCAAGGGUGAUGUCGAGAUCAAGGAAGAGCAUGUUAAGGCUGGCAAAGAAAGGGCCGCUGGUCUGUUCAAGAUUAUUGAGAGCCACCUUGUUGCCAACCCUGAUGCUUACAACUAAGAACUCUGUCGAGCUAUCUAGGUACUACUAGCUCGAUGCUAGAUACAGCAAUCAUGUAUCGUCUAUCGUUUUUUUUUCUUUCCUUUUGCAAUUUGGUGUGAAGUUGAUCAAGCAUUUUAAGUUCUGAUGAAAUAUUAUAUACUUGUAUUUGAUAUCAAUCUCAAAUUCUCAAUAAAGAAAGCCAUGAUCAUUUGA
Argentina anserina (silverweed cinquefoil) is the source of this 742-nucleotide messenger RNA. Its product is annotated as major strawberry allergen Fra a 1.08-like. The record is from RefSeq and is a predicted model, not a curated record. Gene Ontology annotation, cellular component: nucleus; cytoplasm. Lineage: Eukaryota; Viridiplantae; Streptophyta; Magnoliopsida; Rosales; Rosaceae. Gene Ontology annotation, biological process: abscisic acid-activated signaling pathway; defense response. Gene Ontology annotation, molecular function: signaling receptor activity; protein phosphatase inhibitor activity; abscisic acid binding. The transcript has a single exon. Bases 65 to 547 code for a protein of 160 amino acids.